Molecule: messenger RNA, 1867 nt
Organism: Phyllotreta striolata
Lineage: Eukaryota; Metazoa; Arthropoda; Insecta; Coleoptera; Chrysomelidae
Source: the annotation of a GenBank genome assembly
AUAUCUACACUUUAUCUGUAAUGAAGCAUGUUUUUGAAAACUCUGAUAUUCCCGUUAACGAACCCAGAUAUGAAAAUACUGUUGCUGUUGCUAAAUGUGCCGUUAUUUUGCUAUGUAGUUGGAGGAUCGGAUUGCAGGAAGGAACCCCAGUGCUCCAUUACGCGUGUGCACAAAAUGAAAUCGGGAAAUUGCUACGACAGAAAGUUCAGGAGUUUUCCCAAAUGCCUCGCAACAGAUGUAGAAGUAAUCGAUCUGACGUUUAACAGAAUCAGAAAAGUUAGCAAAACGGACAUGUCCAAAUUUUCUUACCUGAAAUUCUUGUACUUAGCCGACAAUUUAAUUACCAAUCUCGAGGAGGACGUGUUCGAGGAUUUGAGUGGUUUAACCACGUUGGAUUUGUCUCUAAAUGCCUUGCAGAAGGUCCCUGUGUCCGUGUUCAAGCUGCCGGCUUUAACAUCCCUGUAUUUGGGGCAAAAUUUGAACAUAAACAUCGCUGACGCCCUGGACAUGGCCAGGCCAUUGAAGAGUCCUCUCACAAAGAUCGACAUCAGCAGGACGACCGACGAGGAAAACUACUCCGUUUUCCCCGAUUUCGGAAUUCUACCGUAUUUAGUGGUGUUGAAUAUAACCGAAAAUUAUUAUUAUACCUUAACGCCUUCGUUGUUCAUGGGGUUUUGUAAUUUAAAAACGCUGGAUAGUGCUAAUGUCACCACUGAAUUCGAGGAUCCUUGCGAUUGCUGGAGGCUAAAUACGUGGUUAAAGAACAGGAAAGUGAAAUUCACCUUGUUCAAAUGUACAGUAAUUGAAUCUAGAUGCUUAGACAACGAUUUAACGAAUGAGGAUUUGUUAAUUCACGAGAAGUGCUCGGAAAUGUACAAAAGUAACGAGUUGAAACACACGAUUAAUACAAUUUUGAUUGGAGUUGGGAGCACUUUGGCAGUCAUGGUUUUCAUUUUGUUAAUAGUGUUUUAUAGAAGAAGGAGGCGAAUCAAACGAAAUGGGCAAUUAAGGAAGAACCAAACAGAAAGAACACAAAAUGACGCUUUGAAACAUCUAAACAACCAACAAAUUUGUAUUCCUAAUGAAUAUUCUUAGGGCUACUGCGUCUAAUUAAUAUAUGUACAGGGUAGAUUAUUUUGUAAAAACAUAAACCCUCCAAUUGUUUAGAAACUAACUUUUUGCCAUAUAAAAAUGUACUAUACAAGGUUUACUAAUACUAAAAGAGCCUGGUGUUAAGGUGGCGGGAAUUACAGAUAAAGCACUAUGAUUUUAUGCCUAUAGGAAAUCAUAAAAAAAUGUAAGACUGAUAAAAAUGGGUAAAAAAAUACUUAUUUAAGCGAAUGUGUUUUUACCAAAGAAAAAGUAUUCAGAUCACUUAUAUAAGUAGUUUGUAUAAGUUUGUUGGCAAUAUUCGUAUUAUAAAAUGUCCUAGAAUUUACUUGAAUUAGAAAAUAAAUUGAGAUGCACUCUGUUCUAACUAUUGUAAUUCGAAUGAUAUGUAAGUACCUAUAUCUUAUAAAAAGUAUACUUUGGUGCAUCAAAAAAUCGACACUUUAGUUUCCUAUCAGGAUUCCUUAUGGAUAAGAAAAUAUAAUAAAGAAAUACACUUGUGAUAAAUAUACUAAAACAGAGGUAAAAUAAAAUUGUAUAAAAAUAGCGAAUUAGUAACAACCAUCCUCUAAAACUUUACUUUGUUGAUACUUGUGGUCAGAUUUUUUAUAUGUAUGUUAUACUUAUAUUUGUAUUUUUUUAACUUAAAAAUAAAACAUUUUUCAAUAAAUUCAUUAUUAUUCGCGUUAUAAAUACACCUAACAGUAAGUUUAGAACGCGCUACUAAAAUUUUAGAAUGGGUUCAUAUUAAUCAAAA